GAAGUCUUCGAUGAAAUUGAUUUGUCUGAUUUGUGUACUGCUGAAUGUAGCAUCAAAAACGUUAAUCACAGUUUUCAGGUAAUUACCGCAACACGUUCACUAGUGCUUUGUGCCGAGUCCCGCCGCGAAAUGGAAGACUGGGUUACCUCGCUCAAAUCCGCCUCGAUACCGGCACGUGCGCGCGGCGAUAGUUUCUACAUAGAACAACACGAUUUGUUCUUCAACCACCACCACUGGUAUGCAACGUCUCACGCGCGACCCACCUACUGCAAUGUUUGCCGCGAUGCUCUGUCCGGCGUUACCUCGCAUGGCCUCUCGUGCGAGGUGUGCAAAUGUAAAGUACAUAAGCGGUGUGCCGCCAAAGCCAUUGCCAAUUGCAAGUGGACUACAUUGGCCACCGUUGGCAAGGAUAUCAUUGAGGAUCGUGAUGGCAGCAUCAUAAUGCCACAUCAAUGGAUGGAGGGUAAUUUGCCGGUGUCAUCGACUUGUGCCGUUUGCAAGAAAACGUGUGGCUCUGUGCUGCGUCUACAGGAUUGGCGUUGUUUGUGGUGUCGCGAUACGGUACACGUUGCUUGUCGUCCACAACAUCCUGUCGCAUGCCCACAAGGACCAGCCAAGUUAUCGGUGGUGCCACCCACUUGUGUGCACUCCAUUGGUAAUGAUGACUCUUGGGAUGUGGAAAGUCCGAAGGGAAACUUUUCGCCGCUUUUAGUGUUCGUCAAUUCAAAGUCGGGUGACAAUCAGGGCGUCAAAUUUUUGCGGCGCUUCAAACAGCUCUUAAAUCCAGCGCAAGUAUUCGACCUCAUAUCGACCGGCCCCAGUUUGGGAUUGCGUCUCUUCAGGCAUUUUGAAAUGUUUCGGAUAUUGGUUUGCUCCGGCGAUGGUUCUGUAGGUUGGGUGCUCAGCGAGAUUGAUCGGUUUAACAUGCAUAAACAAUGCCAAGUAGCAGUUAUGCCCCUGGGUACCGGCAAUGAUCUUGCGCGCGUACUAGGUUGGGGCUCAUCCUGCGAUGAUGAUGCACAUCUGCCACAAAUACUCGAACGUUACGAAUCGGCUAGCACUAAAAUGCUUGACCGCUGGAGCAUAAUGGUCUUCGAGAAAGCCAUCGCUGUACAACCAAAGACCCCGAAGAUGUCAUUGUCGAGUGCACAAGAAGCGCUGCUCACUGGUAUGAUUACAGCGGCUAAUUUGAAUUUGCGCUCCAUUGUCGAGACGGAUGAUACUCAAACGCUCGUAACUGCCACGAAAACACUCUGCGAGACACUCGACGAACUAAUGGUGCAGAUCUGUGAGAGUCGCAGGGACGACGAACAAUUAACGAUUAAAUGUGACAUAUUGCGUGAGAAGUUGAGUAUGCUGCUGGAUGCUUUGCGCGAAGAAGAGACCGGUGUGCAUGCCGGUGAUGAUCUGCUAACGACAAUCAGUAAUAUAAUAGCAAAAAGUGCGCCCACCCCACCAACUGCCUCGCCUACGCCCUCGCCAUCUUCCUCACUGCUGUAA
Molecule: messenger RNA, 1500 nt
Organism: Rhagoletis pomonella (apple maggot)
Lineage: Eukaryota; Metazoa; Arthropoda; Insecta; Diptera; Tephritidae
Product: diacylglycerol kinase eta-like
Exons: 3
Coding region: 130-1500 (456 amino acids)
Biological process (GO): intracellular signal transduction; diacylglycerol metabolic process; lipid phosphorylation
Molecular function (GO): ATP-dependent diacylglycerol kinase activity
Source: RefSeq, a predicted model, not a curated record